Molecule: messenger RNA, 2897 nt
Organism: Scleropages formosus (Asian bonytongue)
Lineage: Eukaryota; Metazoa; Chordata; Actinopteri; Osteoglossiformes; Osteoglossidae
Gene: dok1b
Product: docking protein 1b
Exons: 5
Coding region: 305-2029 (574 amino acids)
Biological process (GO): Ras protein signal transduction; positive regulation of MAPK cascade; cell surface receptor protein tyrosine kinase signaling pathway
Cellular component (GO): cytoplasm
Source: RefSeq, a predicted model, not a curated record
CUCGGGGGCGCGGCGGGGGUGGGGCUGCGGUUGGACGGACCGCGCUCGGUCGCCGCUCCUCGCUGAAAACCGCUCGCCUCGUUGUGCCGCGUCGCGCGCAGUGACCACGCGCCGAACGAGGGAGCGGGUGGCGCGCGCGCGCGCCGAGCGGAAGUCGCCGCAGAAGGAAGUGCGGAGCGCAGAGCGGCGGAGUUGAGACGACGAGGAGAAGAAGAAGAAGAAGGAGGAGAAGAAGAAGAAGAAGAAGAAGCGCAGGAAGGAGGGUCGCGGUCCGGCCGAGGGUCCGAGCGGCGCACAGCGGGACAUGGACGCGCACGUCAAGGAGGGACUGCUGUACGUGCAGCACCAGAAGUUCGGAAAGAAAUGGAAGAAGAGCUGGUUUGUGCUGUAUCCAGCCAGUCAGAACGGCAUUGCGCGGCUCGAGUUCUUCGACUGCAACAACGCCAGCGAGAAGCCCAACACCAAGAAGCUGGACAAAAAAAUCAUCCGACUGGCCGAGUGCAUCAGCAUCUGGCCCGCGGUCACCGAGACGUGUCCCAAGGAAAACAUGUCUGCCUUCUGCGUGGAGACCAACGACAAAACCCACGUCUUCGCUGCUGAGAAGCAAACGAGCGCCGAGUGGGUGGAGAAGAUGUGUGAGCUUGCAUUCCAGGGGGGCAGCGGCUCCGGCUCCAACGGUCAGCAGGAGCUCAAGAUGGCCGAGAACCUCAUCUACUACUCUAGAGAAGAAGUGAACGAGUUCUGGGUGUGUGUCCAGCGGACAGAGGCAUCUGAACGCUGUGGCCUCCAGGGGAGCUACUGGCUGAAGGCUGACAGUGACAGCCUGGUCCUCAAGGAGCCCAAGACCAAGAGGAACCUGCUGGUGUGGCCCUAUAAACUGCUCCGUCGUUACGGCCGAGACAAGGUCAUGUUUUCGUUCGAGGCGGGUCGGCGCUGCGAUUCCGGUCCUGGGAACUUCACUUUCGAGACAAAGCAAGGUAAUGAAAUCUUUGGGAUUGUGGAGGCGGCGAUUCGGGAGCAGAAGGCUCAGGCGGAGGAGAAACACCAGAGCUGCCCAUCGCUGGACCUGGACUGCACAGCGCCCCAACAGAACCGCUCCCCAACGGCCGAGGGCAGCAGCGACCCAGACGGAGACUCUGGGGGCAGCAAACCCAGUUCGGCCGACGGUGUCUUUGCGAGGCGAGAUGGCGAGGGCAGGAACCUGAAAGGCCGUGUUCUGCCGGACCCCCCUCCACCUCUGACCAGCACUCCUCCUCGCUCACCCUUGCCCCGUGGGCCCAGGAGCACCCUCACCUUGGACGACCAAAGCAACCUAUACUCCGAGCCUGCCGAUUCAGUGCGUUUGCCCCCCUCCGCCGUGGACGGCCUGUAUUCUGACCCCGUGGACAGCAUCAAGACGCCGACACCGGCCCCCCGAGGUUGGUCCCAGGGUGAUGAAGGCACUCGCCACCAGGGCUGUAAACCAGACCCGCUGUACUCUGACAUCUACGACCGCGUGAGUGUCGAUCUGGCUCUGCGGACAGGGGGCCUGGGACUGGAUGCAAGAACACGCAAUGGUGCAAGACAGACAGAAGGAGCACGCCUGGAGCACAUCUAUGAUGAGCCAGAAGGCCGGGGGGUGUCCCAUGGGGCCGGGCUCUACGACGAAGCACGGCUCGAGCCCCAUGCUUGGAGGAACCGGGGUCUCGAAGAGCCCUUUGUGGGUCACGAGGUUCCUUACAACCCGAACACAGAUGACUACUCUGUUCCCGCGUACAACAAGCCACCCCUUGGGCCUCGUGGCAAAGGGCCUAAGCCCCUUCCGGCCCCAAAACCCACCAAGGGUCUGGUGCCUCGCAAGGAGCCCCCAGCGCUGCCCCAGGGCAAAUUAAAUACUAAUGUCAACAACAACAACAGUGGCAGCAGCUCAGACAAGCACACUGACCUGUAUUCUCAGGUCUCCAAGCAUAAGCAUCUGUCCACCACCUGGUACCCCAAGUCCAACGUGCAUUCUCCUGACGUCAUCUAUGACAACCUGGGCAAUAUUUAAUGCUGCACUCCUUAGCCAAGGUUCACUGUGUAACGUUUCCUCUUCUUCCUCCCUGCUACAAGUCCUGUCUGAGGAACUGGAAACCAGGCUCAGGAAUGGCGACAGGGGGUCUUCUGCUCUUAGACAUUCCCAAGAAUGAGGGUCAGCAUCAGUUCCAUGUCUUGAGGUUGGACAAUGGAACGAAAGACUGGAGCCCCGUUGUGGCAUUGCUUCCAGACCCCUGUGGUACCUUCCCCAGUGAAGGAACCAGGACCAUGAAGCACUUCAUCGGUGGGGAUCAGGCAGCUGCUGAUAAUGCUGAGACACUGAGAAGAGUGCGCUCCCACUGGACUCUUCCUGGAGUUCUGAGUAAUUCCUGUCUCCUGGGCAGGGGACGCCACCCAGCAGUGUAGCUCUGGUUGCCAUUUCUGUGCUGCUUCUGGCGCUCUGCGUCCGUCUCACUCAGCAGGGGCUACAUGAAGGUGGUAGAUUAAGGUCUGAAGAGUACAGCAUCUUCUCAAGGGUUAAUAGAAUCGUGCUCUUUUCAGACUUUGAUGUUACUAUGAAUGUGAUUUAAUUAUUUUGUUUUUUUUUUUAAGAGUUUUUUUCUGUUUUCUUCUGACAAUCUGGUGUCACAGUUUCAACGGACUUUCUGCAGCACGUCUCUCAAAGGGAUGUUCUCUCUAACAGACCUUGAACCCAAAACCUCUGAAAGACAAUGGCCGACUGGAGCCAACUGGGGCCAGGGUGAAGUUUUCAUAUUAGUAAAUGAAAUUAUACAGAUAGACAGAACUGGUGUAUAAUUUAUUGCAGGAGGACCCUUUGGGCUUGCUUUCAAAAGACUGAGAAUAUGGAGCGCAGUUUUUUUCUAAAUAAAACUUAAGCUAAC